Leucoraja erinaceus (little skate) is the source of this 4629-nucleotide messenger RNA. RefSeq names its product protein phosphatase 2, regulatory subunit B', gamma a (gene ppp2r5ca). Gene Ontology annotation, molecular function: protein phosphatase activator activity. Bases 421 to 2064 code for a protein of 547 amino acids. Gene Ontology annotation, cellular component: cytosol; protein phosphatase type 2A complex; nucleus. Gene Ontology annotation, biological process: signal transduction; protein dephosphorylation. The transcript has 15 exons. The record is from RefSeq and is a predicted model, not a curated record. Lineage: Eukaryota; Metazoa; Chordata; Chondrichthyes; Rajiformes; Rajidae.
UUUUUAAAUUUGAGAUGAGAUGGAGGGGGUGGGGGAAUCAAGGUUUUAAAAAUAAAGGAAAACAGCUUUCACAAGUUAGCCAGGGCUGUACUGACCAAAGAUCUUAGCUCUGCUAUAAGGUCUUUGGUACUGACCAGGGCCAGGGUUGAAUUGAGAGGUCGGGGAAGGAGUGGAGGCGAGCAUUAAUGUGAUCAAUGCCCAGGCUGGGGAGAGUGACGGCCAAUCAGCACUGCCUUUCUAUUUGCAGUUUGCUUGUCAUUUUAUGUAGUCAUUGCUGCCCAAUCGGCUCUCGGCUCGUCGCUGACAUCACUAACUAGCCUCGUCCCUUCCUUGGGUCGCUUCAUUUUCUAAGUGUAUUGUGUUAAAAUGGAGUCUGGUGUCUAGCCCCAAGAAACAGCUUGUUCUGCUGUUCCAGGCUAGAUGUUGACAUGUAACAGAGCUGGUAGCAGGAUGGUGGUGGACGCAGCUGGUUCAAAUGGGCCUUUCCAGCCCACGGGCCUCCAACACUUUCGAGAUGUCCCUGCAGCUGAGCAAGAAAAGCUUUUUAUUCAAAAACUGCGUCAGUGCUGUGUCCUUUUUGACUUUAUCGCUGAUCCACUUAGUGACUUAAAAUGGAAGGAGGUGAAAAGGGCCGCGUUAAGUGAAAUGGUGGAAUAUAUCACGCACAGCCGCAACGUGAUCACAGAACCCAUCUAUCCUGAAGUAGUUCAUGUGUUUGCAGUGAACAUGUUUAGAACGUUACCACCAUCGUCAAACCCCACUGGUGCAGAGUUUGAUCCUGAAGAGGAUGAACCAACAUUGGAGGCUGCAUGGCCUCAUCUACAGUUGGUAUAUGAAUUUUUCUUGAGGUUUCUGGAGUCUCCUGAUUUUCAACCAAAUAUUGCAAAGAAGUAUAUUGACCAGAAAUUCGUAAUGCAGCUAUUAGAACUGUUUGACAGUGAAGAUCCACGUGAAAGAGACUUUUUGAAAACAACCCUUCAUCGAAUCUAUGGAAAAUUCUUGGGCCUAAGGGCUUAUAUCCGAAAACAAAUCAAUAAUAUAUUUUAUAGGUUUAUUUAUGAAACGGAACAUCACAAUGGUAUAGCAGAACUGUUGGAGAUUUUGGGAAGUAUAAUUAAUGGAUUUGCGUUGCCAUUAAAAGAAGAGCACAAGGUUUUCCUGUUGAAAGUAUUGUUACCACUUCACAAAGUAAAAUCUCUCAGUGUCUACCAUCCACAGCUGGCAUACUGUGUGGUGCAAUUCCUAGAAAAAGACAGCACUCUUACUGAACCUGUGGUUAUGGCAUUGCUCAAGUAUUGGCCAAAGACGCACAGCCCGAAAGAAGUGAUGUUUCUAAAUGAACUGGAAGAGAUCUUGGAUGUCAUUGAACCUUCAGAAUUUGUAAAAGUCAUGGAGCCCUUGUUUCGCCAGCUGGCAAAAUGUGUUUCCAGUCCUCAUUUUCAGGUGGCAGAACGAGCCCUUUAUUACUGGAAUAACGAAUACAUCAUGAGCCUUAUCAGCGACAAUGCGGCCAAGAUCUUGCCCAUUAUGUUCCCAUCCUUGUAUCGUAAUUCAAAGACUCAUUGGAACAAGACUAUACAUGGAUUAAUUUACAAUGCUUUGAAACUCUUUAUGGAAAUGAAUCAGAAACUUUUUGAUGACUGCACUCAACAGUUCAAAGCGGAAAGGCAAAAGGAGAAAGCAAAAUUGAAAGAACGUGAAGAGGCUUGGCUCAAAAUAGAGAAUCUAGCUAAAGCAAAUCCACAGACCCUAGGUUCCUUUCGAAACUGGCCAUCCUGGGAACUGUCCAUGUGCCCAGUCUCCAAAAACCAGUACCAGCUUAUAAUCGAUCCUAGUGGAGUGAAUAAUCCUGUUGCAAUGGAAACAGAUGGACCCUUGAUAGAAGAUAUCCAGUUAAUCCGAAAGGCAGUAGAAGAUACGACAACUCAGGCGCAGAAAGAUCUUCGAAAGGAUCGUCCACUAGUACGACGCAAAUCUGAACUGCCGCAGGAUAUCUACACCGUGAAGGCCUUGGAGUCUCAUCGCCGGGCUGAAGAGAUAAUAUCUGCUCAUGAUGGGCAUUAGGUCACUUCUACAGAAAAAUAUUGUUUUUAAAAAAAGCUAUUCUCUGAACUCUGUCUAUUGUAGAGGCUAUUAUGCUUUGUGCCAUACCAAUCAGCUAUACAUUGAGUCAGUGCUUUCUUGAAUUCGGUUUGUAGGCAAUAACUUUACCAUCAUGAAGUCAAACAUGGUAGUUCAAACAAUGGUAAAUAGAGUAUAGUGUUUUCUACAAAAGGUGGAAUUAAUUCUUCGAGUUGUUGUGUCCACUGAACCAAAUUUUAAAAAAUUGUUUUCUAUUUUUUAUUUAAAAUCUUAGAAAAUAAAUGGGAUAUAGAAUCUAAAUUUAUUCCUGAGAAGUCACAGACUGAACUUUUAGUACAUAAAGUCACAUUUUUUGCAUUCUGACAGCAUUUAACUUUAUUUACUUCACACAAAAUAUAAUAUAAACAUAAAGUUCACUUUCUGAGCUCUUUCAUCUCACCCGUUUCAAGGAGGUAUCUUUUUUUAACUUUUAUUAAUGUACUGCAUGCAGAGUAUCUUUUAAAAAAAAAAAAUGGACAUUAAAAUAAAUGGUCAUGUUUUGUUUUCCUUCCAUACAAUAGUGAUAAGCGAUUUAAAUUGCCACACGGUUUUGUCUGUAAAUGAACUCAAUUUUUAAACCUGACUUCGUCCCUUACUGAUAUCUAAAAUAACUAUAAUUAAUUAUUUCUGGGUUGGUUCGUGUUUAAUCUUUUUAUUCAAGUGCUUUGACAUCGCAUAGUUUUAAAGGUUUGUCUAAGCUCUUAUUUCUCCAUGUAUAUUAUGCAAAAUAAAAUGUAGAAGUUUUGAUGAAUUUCCUAUCGUACUAAAUCAGCUGUGGCAAGUAUUCUCAGGGGUUGCUGUUAUCUUAAUUCAUUCCGUCGUCCUGCUAAUGUUUUCAAAUGUAGCUUUUCAGUUUUUAAUAACCCGACUUGUCAGUUUACUGAUAUACUUUAAGUUGUUCUGUCUCAAAAGUUAAAAAAAUUAAAUUGCCUUGCAGGAAACAGACCUUCUAACUUAAAGUGCACUAGGUUUUGGAUAUAAAAAUAAUGUCUCAAACUGUUCCAAUGUAACGUGCACUAGACUUUACAAAUCCUGUGAGAAUAUGGUAUGCUAAAGCAUGUAAAACAGGUAUUGCAUAUCUGUUGUAAGCCGUGUGAAGUAACUGAUUAUGACUUAGUAAUCAGAAGCUAGUCAGAAGAAAACCAAAAAUAAAUGUUUGUGCAUAUUCUCUAAAGUAGUUGUUUGGUCAGUCUUGUAUAACUGCAACUAACUUUGCAAGUAAUUCAAAUCUUUAUCUGACAUUCGGUUUGUAAUACAAAUUAUAAGAAUGGUAAGAAUAUCUGCAAACACCACACAGUUAAGAUUUCCUCAAGUGUUCCUGUCUGUUUACAUUUUUUUUAAACUUUUUUUUCUGAGCCUAGCUUGAUGAAACAAGUAUACAGUUGAAGGGAUAUUCAGGGCUAUAAAGUUAAGGUAAAUGUGAAGUUUUCCCAACUUUAUAUUGUGCGAGAUAAAUCUUCAAAUUUUAAAAGCACUUCCUGUUUAACUUGAAAGUGAAUGUUUAAAAAGUCCUAUUUAAGCAUGUAGAUGUUAAGUGUGCAUUCAACAAGAGUUGAACUCUCUUCCCAGUACUUGUUAUUUUAUAAUAUAGUAUCUUGCAAGCUGUUGCAGUGCUAUAUUUAUUUCCAUUGUUUGAACUUCCGUCGAACUUUGACUCGUAGUUUCUCAUAUUCAUUGGUUUUGGGUGUUCAAUAUGUUUGUGUGAGAUGUUGCAGAAGGAUUGUAAUUUUAUUUUGGCCACUAGAGUGUAUAUUGUUUGUAUACAGUUUGAGAUAUCCUGUCUUCAGCAGUUUUCUUAAUUUUAAGUAUAUAUACGCUAAAGAUUGACACUCACCAAAUAGCAAGUCUAUUUCGAAUUGCAUUUAUUCUGUUUGUGUGAUUAGCAACUUUUUAACCUUAAUCUGGAAUUUACAUUGCGUUAAAGGGGCUAGUCCUCAUUUUCCAGCCUGCAAUGGAUGAUAAUUGCACAGGCUUUGAGCUGUUACCAAAAUAAUAGUACCUCUUACUGUGCAAAAUAUGACGAUUACUUCAUGAUAAAUUGGGAAUACCCUUAUUGUAAAUUAAAGACUAUUUGGUAAAGGGGAUGUGGACUCUGGAUGAUUUGGAUGAUUUUUGCAGGAGGUGGGGAGCUUUCUGCAGACCAACCAGUAGAGAAUGGGUACCCCACAACUAGCAUGAGCAGUAUUAUGCUGGGUUGUAGAAAUUGUAAAUAUUUAUUGAUAAAGUAAUUCCAAAACUUGUUCUGGUGACUGUUUUUCUUUUAAAAGCAGAUUAAUAAUUGGCAUCCUUUAAGUUUAUUUGUGUUUGGUUAAAACCCUACAGACCUGUACAAGAGGAAUGUCUAGUAACAUGACAAGUGACCUUUAGUGUGAUACCUAUAUAAAUGGCUUCAUUUUAAUAUUGUACAUAUGUUGUACUUUGUUUUAAGUAGUGUAAUAUCUUAAAGUAGAUUUCAUAUUUUGUACAAAAUGGUCCCAUGUACAGAAUAAAAAGUUCCUAACAACUACA